AUGCCGACUAUAGCCGAACUGCGCGCUGAAGCUGUACAGUUGGGUUUGGAGGGCGAGGCCCUAACGGAAUUUAUUUAUAAGCAGCAAUCUUUCUAUCGCGACGAGCGUGCCGCAGAGAGGGCUGCACACAAUGCUGAACUACUUGCUGUGAGAGAGCGGGAACAGUUGGCUGCUGAACGCGAGAAAGAGCGGGAACAAUUAGCUGCGGAGCUAGAACGUGAGCGUCGCGAUCACGAGAUUAGGAUGUUGGAAUUGAGGAGCCCUCGCGAUUCCGAAGUUCAACUAUCCGAUGCCGCUGCCAAACCUAAACUGCCCAUGUAUCGCGACGGUGAAGACAUAACGUCCUACAUAAUACGUUUCGAGCGCAUUGCUGAGCUCCUGCAGCUGAAUCGUAGUAGUUACGCUGUGCGGUUGGGAACAUUGUUAACUGGCAAAGCGGUUCAGAUUUAUGCUGCCUUGUCCCCAGAUGUUACCGGCGAUUAUGACUCCCUGAAGAAAGCCUUACUCAGUGGUUUCAAUAAAACCCAUGAAACUUACCGUGAGGAGUUCCGUGCUGCGCGCAUUGGCUGGAAUGAGACUUACCUUCAGUUUGCCACUCAAUUAGGCCGUAAAUUAGAUUACUGGCUGGAAUCGCGUGAUGUUCCUAAAGAUUACGCAAGUGUGCGCGAGUUUUUCAUUAUCGAUCAGUUUCUAAGUUCUCUCCCCCCGCCUCUGCGAUUGUUCAUCAAGGAAAAAGACUGUAAACAACUCAGUGAAAUUGUGACCCUAGCCGAUAACUGGUCCGCAGCCCACAAAGCUUACCCUAAGGAUAGCCAUAUGCCUAAGUACCAGCCUGACGUCAAGGGAAACUCUCCGUCUCGUGCGACUGCCAUUCAAAAACCUACCCGCAACUUGGACAAUAGACAAGAGAUGUCCAAGGGCUGUUUUUCUUGUGGUGAUUCGGGUCAUGGUAGAGGCCCUUUGGCUGUUCUUCGUGACCUGUGGGAAGAUAGAAACCUAAAGGCCGAAGAGAGAACCCUCUUCCAAUACGUUAUUGAGUUGCAAGAGAAGCUACAAGAGUGCUCCAAACUUGCUGCAGAAAACGCCGACAUAAGCGUAAGCAAAUAUAAAACUUACUUUGACCUCAAAUCUCAAGAUCUCCAAUUUGCGGUGGGAAACGAAGUGCUUGUUCUCCUUCCUGACUCCAGUAACAAACUUCUGAUGUCAUGGAAAGGACCAUUUAAAGUCGUAGAGAGGAAGAGUAGGGUCAACUACGUCAUCGACCAAGACGGGUCGCUUCGACAAUAUCAUGCCAAUCUCCUGAAGAGAUAUUAUCGUCGGGCUGAUGCUGUCGUUGCUAACGUCGUGGACGAGACGGGGACCCAAGCUUCUUUCCAAUCUGAUCCCUUCUUCGUUUGUCAAGCCUGCCACAUCGAGGAGGAAAUGGCAGAUGGUGGUGAAGCGCUUAACCAGGAUGCUCUCGUAACGCUCGACGUAAAUUCGGAGGAGCGUGCUACUAUCUGCGAAGAUCUUUCUCCAGAGCAGACGCGUGACGUCGCUACGUUGAUCGAAGAAUACGACGAUGUCAUGUCUCCUGUGCCUGGUUGUAGCGGAACUCUAUCAUAUGACAUAGAGCUGAAAACCUCAACUCCCACACGGGCUAGAUUCUAUCCUGUCCCUAUCCAUUUGAAGUCGCACUUCGAUAAGAAGGUGGACAACUUGCUCAAGCUGAAGAUAAUCCAGCCAUCUACUUCAUCUUAUUGUUCACCCAUUGUUAUGGUUCAUAAACCUGAUCAAAGUUACAGAAUGACGAUAGAUUACAGAAUGCUGAACAGCAUUACCGUCUUCCAAGCCGAACCGCCAUGUCUUGUGGAAGAAGACCUGCAUCUGUUUGCCGGUGCUAAGUACUUUUCCGAACUCGACUUGGCACGAGCCUACUACCAGAUCCCGCUCACGGAAAGCACGACCAUCUAA
This is a messenger RNA of Hyalella azteca, 1953 nucleotides long. RefSeq lists its product as uncharacterized. Lineage: Eukaryota; Metazoa; Arthropoda; Malacostraca; Amphipoda; Hyalellidae. The transcript has 3 exons. The record is from RefSeq and is a predicted model, not a curated record. The coding region runs from base 1 to 1953 and encodes 650 amino acids.